UUGACGAGUAAUCAUAUGACUUACAAUUCGCCUCAUAAUUUAGGACCAUAUUGCUCGUACUCGUUUCCAUUAUCGACAUACCGUUCGUUGCUUGAAGUAGAUUGGCUGAUUUCUGUUCAAAUGGUGUAGGGUAUGUAUACAUUUGUCAGCAUUGUCGUGACAAAGAUAGAUAAUAUAUACUGAUCGAAUAACUUGUUAGUUUCACGAUCGAAUUACCUGUUAGUUCAUCAUGUCAAAUGAUAGCUUCAUUGACAGCGGUGUGACUGGAGAAGUAGUGCACUUUAAAAAGAAAGGUGGAUUUGGUUUCAUAACUUAUGAUGAUGCCAAAGUGUUUUUCCAUAUCUCAGAAGUCUCAUACUCGUCCGUUGAAGUUGGCGACGAGGUGACAUUUGACUUGUAUAUGGGAUCGAAGGGAUACAUAGCAAAAUCUGUCCAGUUUUCAACCUGGGAUGAUGACAAUAAUGAGUCCGAGUCUGAGUCCGGGGAGGAACUUAUUCAACAAGGUGAAUACGGAGUAGUGGAUCAGUACAACGAAAAACGUAGUUUUGGCUUCAUCCGAGUGGACGACACUUACAACAAAGUGUUUUUUCAUAUUUCAGCUGUUCCAGAUAAAAACAUUAAAGUUGGAGAUGGGGUGAUAUUUAAUUUGUGUGCAGGACCAAAAGGGUACUUUGCAGAAUCUAUUGAGGUUGUGAAUGAUGGAGAUCAUGAUGACGAUAAUGAUGAAGAUGAUGAGACCGAGUCUGAGUCGGGGGAGGAACUUAUUCAACAAGGUGAAUACGGAGUAGUGAAUCAAUACAACGACAAACGUAGUUUUGGCUUCAUCCGAGUGGACGACACUUUCAACAAAGUGUUUUUUCAUAUUUCAGAUGUUCCAGAUAAAAACAUUGAAGUUGGAGAUGGGGUGAUAUUUAAUUUGUGGGCAGGACCAAAAGGGUACUUUGCAGAAUCUAUUGAGGUUCUGAAUGAUGACGAUAAUGAUGAGGAUAAUGAUGAUUAUAAUGAGUCCGAGUCUGAGUCCGAUGAGGCACCUAUUCAUGAAGAAGUUGCUGGAGUAGUGAAGCAGUACAAUGACAAACGUCGAUUUGGCUUUAUCUGGGUGAAUGACACUUACAACAAAGUGUUCUUUCAUAUUUCAGAUGUUCAAGAGAAAUACAUUGAGGUCGGAGAUGAGGUGAGGUUUGAUUUGUUUGUGGGACCAAAAGGGUACUAUGCAGAAUCUAUUGAGGUUCUAAAUCUUGCUGAUGAAGAUUCUGACUCUGAACCUGAUGAAGCUGUGAACCAGGAGGCGCUCCUGAAUUGUGAUGCAACUGGCGUUGUGACGCGAUAUCUUAACAGACGUCGAUUCGGGUUUAUAAAGGUGGAUGAAACCUACAGCAAAGUAUUCUUUCAUGUCUCUGAAGUAUCGUUCAAGCCUGUUGCAGUUCAAGAUCAAGUGGAAUUUCAUUUGUACGUAGGACCCAAGGGAUACUUCGCAAAAUGCAUCAAUUUCGUCAGUCCAGUUGUAGCCGACAAUGUCUGGAAUGAAACGCACUUUGGUCGAACCUCGGGGUCCCAUGGCGCCAAAGAUGGCAGCAAUCCUGCAAAAGCACCACACACAGAGAAGUCUCCCGGAGGAGAUACGGCGCAUGAGCAACAACAUAAAGGUGCCGGACAGACAACACACCAUGACACAUCGAGAAUGUCAAGAGAAAAGGGUAACACGUUUUUCAAGUCAGCUCGUGAUCAGGAAAGCGACAAGGCCAAAUUAGAUCGCUUCAAGAGUGCUCUGGAGUGUUACAAGAAAGCUUACGCCAGUUCUCAAAAGGAUGAUGAUUUGGUUUCAGCGGCAAAGAACACCGGAACUGUUUAUUGGAAGCUAGCUAAACUGAAGAUGAAUACAUGUCCUGAUGAGCGAAAGGUGAUACAUGCGCACUUUAAAGAGGCUCUGCAGCACUUCGGCACCGCUUACACGAAAAGGAACUGCAUGGUCGAAGAAUGGGGCAAACAUCUGGAGAGAUCUAUCAAGGAAUGUCUAGAUGACAUCAGAACAUGGAUCGCACCAAGAAAUGACGAAGAUCGGAUCACUGCCCUCAAGGAGUACGUAGGUUACAUGCCUGAAUGUGACGCAAAGGUCAGCUGCUAUAUUCGCAUCGCAAAUAUCUAUUUCAGAAAAGGAAAAGAUGCUCUGCAGCACCAAGAAUACAAGAGCUGCCAAGGGUACAUGGAUGAAUGUAGUACAACCCUGAAUGAAGCAAAGAAAAGAUGUACAGGUGCGGAUUCAAGCUUCAAAGUAAACGUCACUGACCUUGAAAAAGACGUCCAGUACCAAAAAGAUGUCGUCCAGAAAUGUUUAUCAAAAGCCAAAGAUGAACAGGCGCGUCGAGAAAAAGAAAAAAAGGAAGAUCUUGAGAAAAAGGUUGCAAAGGACCAACUGAAAGGCGUUCUAAAAAAACUGGAAAGACUUAAAAAGUUACCCGUUGAGAAAUUCGUCGAACGAGUAUACAAACAGUGGCCUCCUAAAGGGAUUGAUGAGUCGAAGAUACCCUCUGCAUCGUCAUCGUCGUCGUCGUCGAAAUGUUCAAAUAGGAAGCUACUGAUUGAUGCCAUUCGCUGCUAUCACCCUGAUAAGGUGGAUAAGAAUGCUCAUGGUAUAAGAUGGCAUGUUUUGUCCGGCGAGAUUACAAAAUGUCUAACUCUUCUACUAGCUGAUGUUAAUACUUGAAUAAGUGCAGAAUAUCAUCACGUGCAAGCUUCGUCAUUGAUCGUAGUAGGGCUAUGAUACUGUACUAGAAGCACUACUGUAGUACGGGUAUAUUCCCCGGGCUUUAUUUCAUCAAAGACACAGGGUUGAGGUCGCUAUUGGCUUUAGGUUUAAAGUUGAUAUUCAUUAAUUUUAA
Molecule: messenger RNA, 2879 nt
Organism: Strongylocentrotus purpuratus (purple sea urchin)
Lineage: Eukaryota; Metazoa; Echinodermata; Echinoidea; Camarodonta; Strongylocentrotidae
Exons: 7
Coding region: 230-2704 (824 amino acids)
Biological process (GO): regulation of gene expression
Cellular component (GO): nucleus
Molecular function (GO): protein binding; nucleic acid binding
Source: RefSeq, a predicted model, not a curated record